UGCGGUUGCGGAAGAUGACUCUCUCUCUCUCUCUCUCUCUCUUUCCCCAUUGCUUAUUGCUUUCUGAGUUUGAACCCAAUACAACUCUCUCUAUCUCUCUCUCAACGCUCCAAUUCCAAAUCCCCGUAAAAGUGGAACAAGAUCCCAAUCUCUCUUAAUCAUCAACGGAAAAAGUAGGAAAAAUAGUUCUUGGGAAAUUCCAUCUCAACGACUUCAUAAUACAAUGAAUCACCUAUGUUCAUAACCGCAAACCUCUAUAUUUCUUUUCUUUUUCUCUAAGUGAUAAAGUUGUGGGUUUUUAUUUGGUUGGCUCGCCUAGCAAGGCUGGGCGUUUUUUUCCCCCUCUUUGGCUGGCCAGAGGCAGAAGCAAUUCUGGGUCUUCAGUUCUUUUGAGGGUUGAAGUUGCGCAUUGGAUUCUUGUUAGCAUUAUUAAAAAGCCUUCUGAUUCCAGUUUGGUUUUAACUUCAAAUUACAUAUAGAGAAAAUUUGGGCUUGGUUAUCUAGGAUCAGUACAUAGAUUUUCGAGGUAAUAUAACAGUAGGAAUUGUUUUGGUGGGGUCAUUUGUUUAUAAUUUAGUCAGAAAGUUAGGCAGAAGGUUGGAGUUUGGUUUAGGUUUGAAUAGGUGAAUUUUCAAUGGCAGGGGAAAAUCUUGAUGUGGUGAACAUUGAUCUCAAUGUGGGACCUCUUGAUAAUGCAAGUGAUGGUGGUGAGCAAGGAUCUGGAACUUAUACUAAUGUUUUGAUGAACUUGGACAAUUGGUUGCCUGUUCCGAGGGCCAGGGGAAUUUUCAGGCAUAGGAGCCGAAGACGGUCCUUGGGGAGGCAACUUCCCGUCCAGCCUGAAACAAGAAACCUGGGACGGGAAUUAAUUGGAGGAAUGGAACAGCAGACGGGUGAGGGUAGUGUUACUACUGAGGAAAGGCCUAUUGAAUUGACAAAAGUGUUGGAGAAUGGCAAUGCUUAUGUGGAAAAUGACGGUAUUGAUAAGAAGGAUGAUGAUGGGAAAAAUAAUGGUGAAGAAAGUAGCUUUUUUGAUUGCAACAUAUGCUUGGAUUUGGCCAGGGAUCCUGUUGUUACUUGUUGUGGUCAUUUAUUCUGCUGGUCCUGUCUUUAUCGGUGGUUGCAUCAUCACUCAGAUGCCAAGGAAUGUCCUGUUUGCAAGGGGGAGGUCACGGUAAAGAAUGUGACCCCGAUUUACGGGCGGGGUAAUGAUAUGCAGGAGCCAAAUGUGGAUUGCAAUCUGAUGAAGAUUCCUGUCAGGCCCCAGGCCCAGCGUGUUGAGAUCUGGAGCCGAACUCUUGGGAUUUCUACUGGAGUCGAGCAGGCUGAGAGCAGGGUUCGAACUCAUGAGGUGGAUGAUGUACUGGAGCUCAUGGGUGCAUUUGUUUCAAGAUGGAACAGAGAACACACUCCUCAAGUGCCGUCUGAUGGUGCAGUCGGCUUAACUGAAAGCAGCCCGCCUAAUGACGAGGCCACGGAUAAUGGCCAGCUUUCAUCAAUGUCACGUAUUAGCAGAAGGAAUUCUCUUGUAGCAGCUACAUUUUCUGACCUUACAUCUGGCGUAAACUCUGCUGGGAGCCCAGCUGCUGAAAGAUUUGUCGAAUCCCAUUUUGUCAGCAAUCCAUUACGAAGAGGUCGGCCUCGUUCUGAUGAUCAGGAUUCUAUAUCCAGUAUUGCUGGUAUUAUACACUCUGACAGCCAAACCGUGGACAAUACAGCUGAAAUCGACUCCAUACUAGCCCGUUUUGAUUAUUAUUCAAGAAGAGACGAUGCAGCAAGAAUUUCAGAUGUUGAUAGUGGCGAUUCCGGUGCAUCUAGGAGGCGGAGAUUGAACUGAAUCAAGACACUCAUAGGUUUAGGGAAAACCACAAGAACCUAGACAUCUUAGGCACGUUUAAAGUACCUUUUAUCUAGUCGCUUCGUAUCGGAUCUUGCAAGGCAUUACAUCCUUGCUACAUUCUGUAAACUCUAAAAACCUUUCAAAUUUUCAUCACUAGAUUAAUAGUUGAAUCUAUAAAUAAACCUUGUCCUGUGAAUCUGCUUAGAUGAUCUCUUGAGUUUUGAUCAUUUCAGACACAUGGUUUCAUCCGAAAAUUGCAAAUACUA
This is a messenger RNA of Sesamum indicum (sesame), 2106 nucleotides long. RefSeq lists its product as uncharacterized. Gene Ontology annotation, biological process: ubiquitin-dependent protein catabolic process. Gene Ontology annotation, molecular function: ubiquitin protein ligase activity. Gene Ontology annotation, cellular component: endoplasmic reticulum. The record is from RefSeq and is a predicted model, not a curated record. Lineage: Eukaryota; Viridiplantae; Streptophyta; Magnoliopsida; Lamiales; Pedaliaceae.